AUGGAGUAUACAGAAAGCGUUAUAAUUAAAGAAGAGCACGACAUAGACUUUUCUGACAACGCCUUGGAUCUUUUGCAAAUGCACUUGGAUGUCAAUGUAAAAAUUGAAAACGGUAACGCGAUGUUAGGCGACGAUUGGUGUACGGAGAACAAGGUUCUAUUGCAGGAAAUAGAUAGACGUUUCGACGAAACUACCUACUAUGGCGAAACUAUCUACUAUGAAUGCCAUCCCUGCAGCAGAAACUUCUCUGAUCGUCAUUCGCUUUACAAACAUAACCUGCAGCACCUGAAAGUAAUACUUGAACGGCUCCCAAUCUUCCAGUGCAGCCACUGCUUGAACAGUUUCACAACAAAAAGCCAAUUAAUCUACCACAUUAACCUGGAACACAAUAAGCCAAGGUGUUUAAUGAAAUCUGGUGAACUGAUUACAAAAUCUCACCACUGGUGCAAGGUGUGUGACAAGGUGCUGCCGUACAAGAGCUGGCACGGCCACAUGAAGCAGGUGCACACUGUGCGGCGCAUACAGUGCUCAAAGUGCGACAAGGUCUUCAAAUGUCCCAGCUACCUGCGGAAGCAUGAAAAAUACGCUCACGACAGUGUGCGGCCCAGAUGGCGGACAUGCGUGACCGACCAAAAACUGCCCUGCGACGAAUGCGACAAGACGUUCCGCUGCCCCGGGGCAUUGAAGACGCACAAGAAUAACUGCCACAGCGUCAGAUCUUACCAAUGUUACAUUUGCAAGUCUAUACUCAAAUGCAAGUCCUACCUGCUAGGCCACAUGCGCCGCGUUCACUAUUCCGACGGACUGGAGCACAAAUGCACCAUCUGCGGCAAGAAUUACAAAUCACCCCGAUACCUCAAGAUCCACAUGAAGAACAGCGGCCACAAGCGGAAGAGAAGCACUCGGGACAAUUCUAUUGAAGUC
This is a messenger RNA of Iphiclides podalirius (scarce swallowtail), 924 nucleotides long. The record is from the annotation of a GenBank genome assembly. NCBI's taxonomy places the organism in Eukaryota, Metazoa, Arthropoda, Insecta, Lepidoptera, Papilionidae.